CUCUCUAUCCCCUCAAAUGCUCCCAGCUCUCUUCAACCUUCUGAAGUCGACUCGACUUUGACCCAUCACAACGCGUCUGUAUUCGCGACACUCUCAUAUGCGACCCACACAGGCGAUUCUCGACUCAUUCACAUCCAAAACCGCGAAAUGGACAAUAGAGAGGACAUGGGCCCAGAGCCCUCCAACGUUGCUAUCGGACAGUUCUCUUUCGCUCCUACUACUCGAACCACAGUGGUGACAACCACCACAACUACGACCACCUCCUUCCCGCCGUUGACCAUCAAACCUCCGCGAGCCGUCAAGGAUUUGGAUACUCGACUAUACCCUCUCGCCUCGACUCCAACUCCAGCGGCACUAAGAAAUCUCAAGUUUCAAAUCGGUGACAAGUCCAUCGUUUUCAACGAACCCGAGGAUACGAAAAAUGCUGCGGCUGAGUUUCAGGAGAAAACCGAAGCCUUAAAGUCUUCAAAUGGUCAGAUUCGCUCUGUGAGCUCGUUCAUCUCCGAGGGCGAUCACCUAAAUCGACGACUGGCUACCCCAAGAAUAGCGAGUCAACCCGUGAUUCUCCCUUCCAACACUCGUCGUUCUGUCCCUUCCCCUGCCACGCUGCGUGAUUCUCGCCCCUCGGUUGUUGUUCCGCGAACUCGCCCAUCUCGGGUUCCUUCUGAGCCCAUUACACGCCGCACCCGCCAAAGUGGCGCGGCAUCAACUCAUCUUGCCGCUGGCCUUGCCACGCCGGACACUGAAUCUAAUCUCAGCGGACUGGGCGAAAAUGUGGCACCAAAACCGAGAAUUCACAGUUCGGUGUUCCCGCGCAGGGAACCUCCUUUGCCAUCACCUCUCUCCUAUGAACUUGGGGCUAAAGAUUCACAGAGCUCCAACGAAAAUGCUUACCUGCAGAAUGGACUGGCUGGGAUUCGUUCAAAUGCCAGAACCCAAGUGUCUCAAGCUACUGAAGUGGACGAGAAUUCUACAACACAUGAAUCAGACUCAUUUGGUCACGAUACGACAUAUGGAACUCAGGAAUCUGCAUCGCAUGACAGACCCGAGCUCACAUCUCAACUUUCGGCAAUAGAAAAUGCUAUGGCCCAAGAUAUGUGUCUCCCGAGUCCCAGCCUGUCACCAGUCACUGCUAUGAAUGCUCUCCACGGCGAAUCAUUUGAUUCAGAGGUACUCGAUGUUGAUACAGAUUCCAGUCUGGAUCGUAGCCUCUUGCGUUGCUCUAAGGCUCUCCGUCUUCAAGAUGCUGAGGAGACUAGGUUAAAUGCUUACUCUGCUGCAAACUCAGGGUCACCCUCUUCCCUCUUAGACAUGCCCAAGGUGCUUGAGUUCUUCGAUGCGGUGCCUGAUGAUGUUAAAACUUAUCUCAUGUAUCAGUUCCUUCGAAGAUGUCCCAAACCGACUCUCCAUUUCGUGGCAGAUGUGGUCAAUCCAACUCUGAAGUGCGACUUCCUUACUCUUCUCCCACUUGAGCUCAGUCUUAAUAUCAUCAAAUACCUUGACGUUCAGUCUAUGUGCCGUGCUGCACAGGUGUCCAAACGGUGGAGACAUAUCACCAAUUCCGAUGAAAAGAGUUGGAAGAAUCUCCUUGACCAGGAUGGGUAUCAUCUCUCAGACGGAGAGUUGGAACGGGCUAUCAAACAGGGAUGGGGAUGGCAGUUGUCUAGUGGCCCUCAGGAUUACGAGGAAGAUCUCAGCAUCAUGGUCUCGUCUAAGACGGAUACGGAGGCCUCUCCUGUUCCUAUGGCCGGUUCAAGCAGCAGAGACCUUCUGGUAUCCCUACCAUCGACAUCGUCCCGUCGCAACAAGCGGAAGGCAAACUCGCGCUCUUCAAGCCGCAAACUCGCCAAGCGAAAAGUCUCAUCCAGUGGAGGAGAAAUCACCGAUCCAGACUGGAAGAGAGAUAUCGCCGCGUCCGAAACGCCAUACGCUGCAGCCAACGCUGCAGCUGCAGCAAUACCCUAUGCUGAAGUGGGCUUGCCAUCCCUUCGGGGACUGUUCCUCUUCAAGGUUCUCUACCGUCGCCACGUUGCAAUCCACAAGGGAUGGAUGCAGCCGGAUGUCAAGCCGCAACAUAUCGCUUUCCGCGCUCAUCACCGCCAUGUGGUUACUUGCUUGCAAUUUGACGCUGAUAAGAUUCUUACGGGAAGCGAUGACACCAAUAUCAACGUUUACGAUACUAAAACAGGUGCCUUGAAAGCAAGAUUAGAGGGUCACGAAGGUGGAGUGUGGGCUCUUGAAUACCAUGGCAAUACGCUGGUUUCCGGCUCUACUGAUCGCUCUGUGCGUGUCUGGGAUAUCGAGCGGGCCAGGUGUACUCAGAUCUUCCAAGGCCACACAUCCACCGUCCGAUGUCUGCAGAUUGUCCUGCCUACCGAAGUAGGCAGGGAUGCAGAUGGUCAGCCUGAGCUCAUGCCUAAACAGCCAUUGAUUAUUACUGGCUCUCGUGACUCGAAUCUCCGGGUGUGGAAACUUCCCAAACCUAGUGAUCAACCCUACUAUCAAGCUGGGUCUCCAGCAGAUGAUGCUGACUGUCCCUAUUUCCUACGCGUUCUUUCCGGACACCAACAUUCUGUCCGUGCAAUCGCAGCCCAUGGUGAUACCCUUGUGAGUGGUAGCUAUGAUUGCACGGUGAAGGUAUGGAAAAUCUCUACCGGACAGACUUUGCACACUCUACAAGGCCAUACAAUGAAAGUGUACAGCGUGGUUCUGGAUCACAAGCGCAAUCGUUGCAUCAGUGGAGCCAUGGACCACAUGGUCAAGGUGUGGUCACUAGACGAUGGAUCCGUACUUUACAACCUUGAAGGCCAUACCUCUCUCGUUGGUUUGCUUGCUCUGGAGCACGAUUUCCUCGUUUCGGCUGCCGCUGAUUCCACUCUCCGCAUCUGGGAUUCCGUUCACGGUCACUGCAAGAACACAUUGAGUGCCCACACAGGUGCCAUCACCUGCUUCCAGCAUGAUGGGCAGAAGGUGAUCUCUGGAUCUGAUCGCACCUUGAAGAUGUGGGAUGUGCGAACCGGCGAGUGCGUGCGCGAUCUCCUCACCGACCUCAGUGGCGUGUGGCAGGUCAAAUUUAAUGACCGAAGAUGUGUUGCCGCGGUUCAACGUGACAGCUUGACAUACAUCGAAGUUCUCGAUUUUGGUGCUGGACGGGAUGGAGUCCCGGAAAAGAAGCUUGCAAAGCGCAUUGUUGUCAACAAACGUGGGAAGGAGAUCCGCGCCACCCGUAAUGAAGACGAUGACAACUUGUCCGAUUAA
Messenger RNA from Penicillium paradoxum, 3258 nucleotides. RefSeq names its product F-box/WD repeat-containing protein. The transcript has 3 exons. Gene Ontology annotation, molecular function: protein binding. The annotation marks the transcript as partial. Lineage: Eukaryota; Fungi; Ascomycota; Eurotiomycetes; Eurotiales; Aspergillaceae. The record is from RefSeq and is a predicted model, not a curated record.